UUUCUUGGAAAGACGUUAAAUUUUAGGAUCAAAAAAAUGUUCCAGUGCUCAAUUUGUGGACUAAAACUGAAGACAGAAAGAGGAUUUAACUACCAUAUGAAAGAACAAUGCACAGUUAAAAAGUGUUCCAUUUGUAAUAGAGUUUUCAAAUCUAAAAGGUCCUUAGGUGAGCAUGUGCGUCAAGUACACCAUUAUAACACUUAUACCUGCCAGUGGUGUGGAGCCUCAUUUCGGAAUAGAUCUACUCUAAAUGGACACAAAUUAAGGCAUAUCAGUUGUGAAAGGUUCAGUUGUGGAUUAUGCAGCGAAACAUUCAGUUCUAAGGCAAUAAGAAGGCGGCAUCGGAAGCAAGUACAUGGAGUGUUUCUGCAUGACUGUUCAAACUGCGAUAUGUCUUUCAAAGCAUUUGCUGCACUAAAUUUUCACAGAAAAUAUUGUCUUCAAAAUGUUCAGAAACUGCCCAGAAAUUCCAAUGAAGAUUGUGAUCAGACGCAGUCAGUUGAUCACCGUUGCAAAAUAUGCCAGAAACGCUUUCUAUGUAAGGAGGAACUGAAUGAUCAUGUACUCAGACACCCAUUAAUGGACUUUGUUAUGGCAGAGGGCGGCGGAUUUGUUUGUAUUUUGUGCCCAGAAUACCGCACACGUCAACAAUGGCAAAUUUGGAAGCAUGUACGCGGAAAGCAUUUUGUAAAGCAACAUUUGUGCAACAUUUGCGGAAAAUUGUUUCAUAAGAAAUGUACAUUAAGAGAUCAUUUAUUGACUCAUUCUAAACACGGUUCGUAUAAGUGUUCUAUCUGCAGUGCUGAAUAUCGUACCUCUGUGGCUUUUCUUCGACAUAUUAAGUUACAUGGUGCUCUUCACAAUUGCUCUGUUUGUAACUCAGCAUUUGCUUUGCGUGAAGAAUUAGCGAGGCAUGAAAUAAAGUGUCACACCGCCUAUUCACGUUUUACAUGCUAUGUAUGUGGUCGUCAGUUUUUACACAUGCCGGUGUUCAGAAAUCACUUGUUUCAACACAACCAUAAAAGGCUUUUGUGCACAGUUUGUUUCGAAGCAUUUGAUGAAGCUGGUGAUGUAGAGGAACAUCAAAGCCGUGAGCACACAAAAUGUAGAAAGUGCAAAUUAUGGCAGAUGGACAAAAAUAUUGAAAAUGUACAUUUUAAGGUAGCUCAUUUACCGCACUGCAAAGUAUGUUCCAAUAUUUUUCCAACCAGAAAAAGUCUAAAACAGCAUUUGAAGCUAGUUCACAAGGUCGGAGUUGAAACAAAGGGUCCAGAGCCUUUUACUAAAACAGGAAAACUAAAAAAAGGUCUUAAAAGAUCAAAAGUGGAAAACAGUAAUAUUCAAAGUGUUAAUAGUCCAGACCUUGUGGCGGAAACUGGAAACAUCAGUGAAAGUGUAAAAGCAUUAAAAUCUGAAAUAGGAAACAGUAAUAUUCAAUGUGAUUCAUCAAUGGAUGUUGUACUAGAGCAGCACAACUAUGCUAAGUACCCGGAUGCACGAACAGUUUUUUUUGGUUUGUUUUCAAGAGCUCCCAACAGAUACUUGUUCGAAUAUGACACUUACCUUGAACACAGCUAUUCAUAUGCUUUAAAAAGCACAUCGUUACCUUUAUAUAUUAAGAAAAACAGGAGCAGAGGUCUUUACCCUUUCAAGAAAAGAACGGCGUCUUUAGCUGAGGCAGGUGUUGAAGAAGAUGCAGAUAGAUCUGUUAAUGUUGUAGAAGAUGGUGAAGAAGUUGUGGAAAAUGAAUCCAUUAUAGUGGAGUUUCCUGUAACAGAUGAUAAUGUCUGUUUUGAUCCUCCUCUUCUGUAACAAGGAUUUCCUUGAUUUCUCUUUAAAGUCAGGUGCCACCAUUGUUAAUUUUUACAUUCUUUUAAAAGAACUAUAGAUAUCAUGUGAAACCUUUAAAACAUUUAAAAACGUUUAAUUUCAGAGCAAACCUUUAAAACCUUUAAAUCUUCUGAAAAAACCUUUAAAACGGCCAAAUAGCCUGUAAUUUUCACUUAAAACCUAUAUUUUUGUUCAGACUGCUUGCCGUGCCAGUUUAAAGCAAGUAAUGGUUAUACUACUGUAUUUCUCCACCCCCCCUUUUAAGUGUUGUUAUUAGGAAACUGCUUGUGUAUCUUUCAUCUUGAGUUUUUCAGAAUGCUGUUGUGUUCACCAGACCACAUACAUGUAGAUGUUUGCAGUAGUGUUUACCAGACCAUGGGUGUUUUCAAUGAGAAUUCCAACAAAAAUAGCCUUUAUUUACUCUUUAUUUUUUAAUAUUUUACACUAAAAGGCCUUUAUUUUCAUAGAUUGGAGCCUUUAGAAAAACCUUUAUUUUUGUUCAGGCCUGCUAGGAGGCCUGAAUUCAUGAAACCUUGCAUGAAUCUUUACCUUGAUAUGAAAUUGCGCACCUCAUAUUUUUCGUCUGUCUCUGCCACCUAUUUUUAGAGUUAUGGCCCCUGAAAUAGUCAAAAAAGCCACAUUUUCACCUUGUGACAUGCCUAGCCCAAAAAGUAUUUCAUAUUAAUUGAUUAAACCUUGUAUCUGUUGAGAUACCUAGCUCAAAAGGUAUUUAAUAUAAAUGGUUGAAAACUUACCUAAGUCUUUAUCAUGAUAUAAACUUGCACACCUUCUAUUUUUUGGCUGGCUCCACCCCCUGUUUUUAAAGUUAUGGACCCUGAAAUAGUGAAAAAUGCACAUUUUCACCUAAUUUAGUGCCUAGUUCAAACGGUUUUAAUGAGUAAAUGUAAAUUCAUGAAACAUUUGCUUGAGUCUUUAUCAUGAUGUGACCUUUCACACUAGGCAUUCUUCAUGAGAAUCUUUGCAUUUAUUACAGAGUUAUGGCCCUUUAAAUAGCUAAAAUAAUGGACUUUUUGUUUGCGAUGCUCAUGGCUCAAAAACAUACGGCCUAGAAUAAAUCCUUUUCAUAAAAUGUUUGUUUAGGCUAAACCCCAUUUACACUGCAAACAUUUGAAUUAUUGCCUCUUAUUUCUGACAAAUAUACCAAUGGGGGACACACCCUGUGUCAAACAGACACAUUCUAGUUUCUGGUUUGUUAUCAAGAGCUCCCAACAGAUACUUGUUCAAAUAUGACACUUUAAACACAACUAUUCAUUUGCUUCAAAAAACACGUCUUUACCUUUAGAUAUUAAGAAAAGCAUGUGCAGAGGUAUCACUACUGGAUGCACAUACCAUUAAACAUGGUUUAAAACCCUGUAAAAUAUCCAUUAAAAUUGGAAAAACCGUUAAUUAACCCCAUUAAUUCUUGUAUCACUUUAUUUAACAGGUUUCACAAUAUUUAUGGGUUACAUGUUAAAACACCAUUAAAACACCCAUUUUUAACCAUGAAUCAUGCCAUUAAAAAUUUAGUUUGGUAGCUAAAAUAGUUAAUGGCUUUGAAAAAAUAGUGAAAUUCUGUAGUUUUGUAAUUUAACAGGAUUAUUCAUGGCCCUUCAAUUUGAUUUAAUACCCAUUAAAUGUUCAGGUUGUGUACGAUUUCAUUUAAGAAUAAACUUAAUGGCCGUUAACAGCAAUGUAAUGCCCAUUAAAUCCUAAAUUCUGUAAAAUGUGAUUCGUAUAUAUUUGCUUUGUGGCUUGCUCUCCUAUUGAAUGCUUAUAAUUUCAGUCUCAUAUUGUUCUAAAAUGGACUUUAAUCACAAUAAAUACAUACUACGAACACAUCGUCUAUAAUAUAUCAUGAUGUUAUAUUUAGUUGCAUUGAAGUUAUUUCCCCUUGAUGCAGUUAUGCCAUUUUUUUUCAAAUUGUGUUCCUACAAAAAAUCUGAUUUAUUUCAAUGAAAGUCGGAUGGAAACGUAUUAAUUUAUUUGAUAACAUCAAUCUACAAUAUUUUGGUAAGGGUAAAUAUGUAUUGAUGCAUGCCACUUUUUCUGUUCUUUGUUUUUCUUGUCCAAAUAAUCAGAAUUUGUAUAAGAAAAUUGGUGGGGUAAGGAAUUUACAUUAUAAAAUGUGUUCAGACUAGUUUAGAUUUUCAAAUUCUUCAGUAGAAACUAAGGUUUAUAGAGAAUUGAACAGUACACAUAAUUGUGAAGAUUUACAGUCUGAUUUAAAUUCAUUUGGGGUAUGGGCAGAUCAAUCGCUUCUUUGUUUCAACGAAUGAAAGAGUGUGGUACGCUUAAUUGGAAAUGGGAGAAGCUGCUUGUGAUGCAAUCCCUCAAACAUUUGCUCGUAGCUGUACAGUGCAUGCACAUGAGCACAAAAUACUGAAGUAGAGCUAAAUUGUGAUUGUCCAUUGUGCGCUGACAUUGUCAUCAACAGUUGCUUUUUGAAUACACCUGAUGCCUAAUGUCUGUGCCAAUAAAAACUUGGUCAGAAUGUUUGUCAAUAUUAAAAUGCUGAAUAGUUAAAACUACCCACAUGGUCACUUGAUCUAUUUAACCGGUACCUGUAAACCCUUCUCAGUACAACUCAAUACAAUACAAUAUCCAUUUAUUUUCUCAUUUCAUAUGAACAUAUGACAGAAUAAGAAUACAAUAUAACAAAUGUUUGUACGAGGCUGUUACAUGUGUUUACAUUACAAAAUAAUAAGAGAAAAAAGAAGAAACAAAUAUUCUUCUAGCAUUUUACAAAACAGUACAUAUGUAUAGAUACUAUUACAUGUGUAGUAAUACGUAGUUUAAAUCAAUAUGGCAAAUAUAAUUUUGAAGUUGAUUAUCUUAAGAUGUCUAAUUCUGAAGGCAAAUUUUCAUGGCCCUUAACUUGAUAUACAAUUAAAAUAUUAUAAACCCAUUAAAAUUGAAUCUGACAUAUUUAAUGAGACAAUUAAUGAUUUUUUAAUAAUUAACGGCCAUUAACAGAGUAUCAAAAAAAUAAUGGCCCCAUUAGUUCUUACUAAUUAAUGGGGAAUUAAGGGGUAGUUUCUUAAUGGCACAUUAAUUUCAUGCCAGUUAAAAAAUUUCAUGGAGUUUUUAGGAGCCUGUUAACUUAUUUAAAUGGUUUAUUUUAAGCAGCUUUUCAUGGCCAUCAAAGUCAUUUUUAAUGUAUGGCAUUAAAACUAUGGUCAUGAAAAUCCCAUUAAAUAGUAAGAAGUAAUGGGUGAAUUUUAAUGGUGACCUGUUAAAACUCUGUUAAAAACCUUUGAAAAAAUUAAGGCCAGUUUCAUGACCCGUUUAAUGGCAUGUGCUUCCAGUAGUGUAUUUACCCUUUCUAGACAAGAACGGCGUCUUCAGCUGAGGUAAGUGUUGAAAAAGAUGCAAAUGGAUCUUUUAAUGUGGCAGACGAUUGGGAACUGUUAUGGAAAAUGAAUCCAUUACAGUGGAGAUUCCUGUAACAGAUGAUAAUGUUUGUUUUGAUCCUCCUCUUCUGUAACAAGGAUUUUCAUUAACUUCUCUUUAGAUGCCACCAUUGUUCCUUUUUACAUUACUUUAAAAGAACUAUUUUAUAAUAAGUGAGAUAGAUAUAUUUUCAAAUAUUGAAUGCACAGAAUGUUGAAAAAAAUCUUAAUGACUUUAGGUAUACAAAUGUAUUUGAUAAUAGAUUGAUAUAAAACUUUCA
Molecule: messenger RNA, 5500 nt
Organism: Mercenaria mercenaria
Lineage: Eukaryota; Metazoa; Mollusca; Bivalvia; Venerida; Veneridae
Product: zinc finger protein 816-like
Exons: 2
Coding region: 37-1812 (591 amino acids)
Biological process (GO): regulation of transcription by RNA polymerase II
Cellular component (GO): nucleus
Molecular function (GO): RNA polymerase II transcription regulatory region sequence-specific DNA binding; DNA-binding transcription factor activity, RNA polymerase II-specific
Source: RefSeq, a predicted model, not a curated record